AUGUGGCGUGAUGGCGGCUGGGAGCCUUUGCUCACUACGUUCGAUUUGAAGAACGCCUAUCGGCAGUUUCCUCUCUCGCGCGAUGUUGGACUCUUCGAGUCCAAGGCUUUACCGUUUGGCAGCACCGCAUCAGUCGUGCAUUUCAACCGCCUGUCACGACUGUUCUGGAGGAUAGGCAUCGAGCUUCAUUUGCCUUGGGCAAAUUUCUAUGACGAUUACCCUGUGAUGACUCCUUCCCUGUUGCGUGAGUCCACGAUGACCACGAUGAUGCUUCUCUCACGGCUCCUUGGUUUUGAUGUCUCGUUGGAGAAGUUGGCGCCUUUCGCCCCGACGGCGUCCAUGUUAGGUGUCGAACUCGACUGCAGCGAUGCGCAGGAUUCCAUUUUGCGUGUGCGCAACAAGGAGGGCCGUGCCAGUGAAGUGUGUGAGGUCAUUCAACAUUGCAUUCGUGAAGGUGUCAUCCGACAUCGCGAUUUUGCCCGAGUGGCAGGACGCAUACAGCUUUCGGAUUCGCAAAUUAUGGGACGUACCGGCAAGCUUGCUUUGGCGGAGCUGCGUGCAGCGUCCGCCCGACAUGCUGACAGAUUCCGCCUUGGUCCGCAGGAGGUCAAGGCUUUCGAUUUUCUUGUUAGCCGGUUGUCUUUUGGGGUAGCGCGCGUACCGUUGGAGGCAUUCUUUUCGAUCCUUUGGGUCUCUGAGCCCAAGUACUUCGCCUGUCAUGUCAGCGCAGCCGUUGCAGCGCUUUGGUUGCAAGACAUGAAACACAUCAUUGGUCCGGUCGAGGCCUAUGCUGUGUUGACAGCGCGAAAGGUCUUUCAUCAAUCGCUCUCGGGUCGCUAUUGCAUUUUCUUCAUCGAUAACGAUGCUGUGAUGCUCAGCUACAUUAAAGGAACGUCUACCAGCAAACAGCUGAGAGACAUUUUACUGGCUUGGGAGUCCUUGGAGCAACACGCUCACACGUGGGCCUGGUGGGCACGCGUACCGUCAGCUUCGAAUCCAGCGGAUGACCCUUCGAGGGGGGAGCUUGAGAAACUUGCUGCCUCAGGUGCAUCUCGCGUGGAUUGCGACUGUCCGCUGACUGGGACAAAACUCUUGAACCUGUGA
This is a messenger RNA of Symbiodinium sp. CCMP2592, 1104 nucleotides long. NCBI's taxonomy places the organism in Eukaryota, Dinophyceae, Suessiales, Symbiodiniaceae. The record is from the annotation of a GenBank genome assembly.